CACGAUGAACCGGAGCGGCGGCAGCCCGUCGGCCGCCGCCAACUACCUGCUCUGCACCAACUGCCGGAAAGUGCUGCGGAAGUGACAACUAGAUGAACAUGAUCCUUUAAUUUCAAAAGUGGCAUGGCAGACUUAAGGGAGGAUAAAAGAAUCAGAGUAUCUCAACCCUUGACAAGAGGACCAAGUGCCUUUAUUCCAGAGAAGGAAGUUGUCCAAGCAAACACAGUGGACGAACGUACUAACUUUCUUGUGGAAGAAUACUCCACAUCUGGCCGUCUGGACAACAUCACGCAGGUCAUGAGUUUACAUACUCAGUACCUGGAGUCUUUCCUGCGGAGCCAGUUCUACAUGUUGCGCAUGGAUGGCCCCCUUCCUCUACCAUACAGGCACUACAUCGCAAUAAUGGCUGCAGCCAGACAUCAGUGUUCUUACUUAAUAAACAUGCAUGUGGAUGAAUUUUUAAAGACUGGAGGUAUUGCUGAAUGGUUGAAUGGUUUGGAAUAUGUACCACAAAGACUGAGAAAUCUUAAUGAAAUAAAUAAGCUGCUAGCACACCGACCCUGGCUGAUUACAAAAGAGCAUAUUCAGAAACUUGUCAAAACUGGAGAAAAUAACUGGUCUCUGCCUGAACUGGUACACGCUGUGGUCCUACUAGCACAUUAUCAUGCUUUGGCAAGCUUUGUUUUUGGCAGUGGCAUCAAUCCAGAGAGAGAUCCAGAAAUCUCCAAUGGAUUCAGGCUAAUAUCAGUCAACAAUUUUUGUGUUUGUGAUCUUGCUAAUGACAACAAUAUAGAAAAUGCAUCUCUUACAGGCAGCAAUUUUGGGAUUGUGGAUUCUCUAAGUGAACUAGAGGCCUUAAUGGAAAGGAUGAAAAGGCUUCAAGAAGAAAGGGAAGAUGAAGAGGCAUCUCAGGAAGAAAUGACCACUCGUUUUGAGAAGGAGAAGAAAGAAAGUCUUUUUGUGGUCUCUGGAGAUAAUUUUCAUUCAUUUCCUCAUUCAGAUUUUGAGGAUGACAUGAUUGUAACAUCUGACGUCUCUCGAUAUAUUGAAGACCCGGGUUUUGGGUAUGAAGAUUUUGCCAGACGAGGAGAAGAGCAUCUGCCAACAUUCCGAGCUCAGGAUUAUACUUGGGAAAAUCAUGGGUUCUCUCUGGUGAAUAGACUUUAUUCUGACAUUGGACAUCUUCUUGAUGAAAAGUUUCGAAUGGUCUACAAUCUCACCUAUAACACUAUGGCCACCCAUGAAGGUGUUGACACAACCAUGCUGCGCAGAGCUUUGUUUAAUUAUGUUCACUGUAUGUUUGGAAUCAGGUAUGAUGACUAUGAUUAUGGAGAAGUUAACCAAUUACUUGAACGAAGCCUGAAGGUUUACAUUAAGACAGUGACCUGCUAUCCUGAGAGAACCACAAAGCGCAUGUACGAUAGUUACUGGCGGCAAUUCAAGCACUCAGAAAAGGUCCAUGUAAAUCUACUCUUAAUGGAAGCCCGGAUGCAAGCUGAACUUCUUUAUGCUCUUCGUGCCAUAACUCGGCAUUUAACCUGAAGUAUCAGCCAGGGAAAUGUCAUAUGCGUGUAAAGACCUUUUCACAUAAGAUAUACAUCAGAAGCUGUUUGUGAUAUAACAUCAAAAAUUAUUCAGUUCUCUAGUGUCAAAAGUUUAGUCGUUUUGUUUUUUUCUUUUUUUGCGGCUGUAAUGUGCAAUGAUGUGUUUUAUUUUUCUUGAUGCUUAACAUUACUAACAAUUGCAAAAAUAAUACUGAGGAGCACUACUUUGCAUUGUUUAUAGUUGGAUUUUUGGAUACUGAUCAUAAAUUACGAACCUGGUUUGUUAAUGCUUAACUUCAGUGCUUUUGGGUUUGUGUUUGUGUAUUUUUUUUUCCUUUCCCUUUUUUUAAAAAAAAAAAAAUAAGGAAAAGCGCUUACAAUCUGUUCAAGCAAUUGUUUUUCAGAUAUUGGAAUUCAGCAAGGAAUGGCCUUCUCUGGCCAUUCUAAAAUUUUCAUGUUGUGUCCUAAAUCUGGUGGAAGAAAGCAUGCGCCGUUGAACCAAGCUGCUCACUGGACACAUGUUUGUGUCCCCAGAAGAUUAUUUGUCAGGCACUGUUGUUUGUUUUGUUUGGUUUGGUUUUUUUCAUUUGUUCAGUUUUUUUUACUGCUAUUGGCGAUAACAUGAAAUGUGAUACAGCCAUUGACCAUAAUUUAAUGUGAAAUUAAUCAUGAUGAAUCCUAUAGCAUGCUACUGAAAUGCCAAAUUUCAGCUAUUUUCUUUCUUUCCUAAAACUGAAGUUUCAGUUUCCAUAUCAGAUGUAAAUAUUAAAAAUGGAAUUAUGUACAAUCCUUUCUAUCACUGACAGUUAUCCUCAGUCAUCUUAAAUAAUCAGUGCUCAUAGUGCUGCUUACACUUCAUUUAGUUGGCGCAUAUGAACCUGUUCCCAUACAAAACUGACCAAAAAUUUUCUUUGCACAUUUUUCUUUUCUCAAAGUUCUUUCUGUAUUACAGUAAGCAAAGGAAGGUUAAUAUGCCUAUUUUUUUUUUCUGUUAGGCUUUUAGAAAUGAUUUUCCAUGACUUUCCUUCAUAUAAUAGGUUAAGCGGUUUUAUUAUUCAAAGUUAAAAAUUGUGUUUCUAUGCAUUAAUGUGAUUGAACAACAACAAAAAGAGUGCAAUAUGUUCAAAAAAAUAAUCAACUAAACUUUGCCCCUGACGUGUCACUGUAGAAGUGUCCUUUUAAACAGAGAGCCAUAAAGAAAUUUUGUUCAAAUUUCUUUAUUGCACAAGGCUUUUUUUCAGUUUUAUCUUACUGGGGUUGAACAAUGUUAUUUUCAUAAUGCCAAAGCAUUUCCUUCCCCAAGAAAAAUCUCUUUGGACAACUGGUUAAAAAAAUGAUAUCAAGUUGUAGGGGAGGAACAGGCAGCCAAAAAGUCACAUUUUUGCAUUGGUUUAUGUUGCUUGAUUAGACUGUCUUCAGAAAGCACAACAUUAUGUGUUUAUAGCUUUAAUUUGUAUUACGUUAAUGAACCAGUGAAGUGCCUAAAGAGAUGCUUACAACUAUCCAGUAGGACACAACUGCACUGCUUCUACACUUUUUGGUUAAUUAAGGGUGACUUGAAUUUUACAGAUGUAUGUUAGUUUUUUGAAAAAAUCAAUUUUUUCAUAGUAAAUAAUAUAGUUAAAAUUUUCUGUUAUAGUUCCCACAGAUAUUUCAUUUUAGACUUGUUAUCCUGUUAUAUAGGACUUUCUUUUUUCUCUCAUAAAGAAUCUUGGACUAGUGUUUUGUUAGAUCAUUUCCCCUUUACAUUUAUCACCUUUUUCUGGUACAGUACAUUAGAUUUCUUUCCUUUAUAUUUUGUUCCAUAUAAGGAAACAAAGAUGACUGUAAACUUAUUAACAUAAGGUGGUUUUGCAUUUUUUGGAUUCCAGGAUCUUGUUUGAAAUCUUCCAUGUGAGGGAAAAAUUACUAAUGUUUUUGAAGACAGGGUGGUUUAUUUCAAGAGAUUAUUUGAAGAACUCAUGCCAGAUCUCUUCCGUUUUGUUUAUUGCAUAUGCCAUGGGUUGAUUUUAUUAAAUAUCACCUUAUAUAGAUAUGUAUUAAAUACAAAGAAAGUAUUUAGGAGAAUGACAAAACACAGAUGGCAACAUAGAUGUGCGUGGGAAUUCCCUAACUUUAGAGCUUUCAAGUUGAGGAUGUCUUUUGUUCUACAUUUUUAAAACUAGAAUCCUUUCAGUUAAUAGCCCUAUAUUUUUGUGCAGGUGAACUGUAUUACAGGAGGAAAAGUGAUUUUUAUACAUAUUGAAAAGGAGGAGAAAUUCUCAUAGAACACCACAUGAGCUUGAGACCAAAAGGAGAAACAAGGUUUAAGAAACUAAAAUGGCCACUUAGUUUUUGAUUUUUAUUUUUUUCCCCAGAAAUAUAAGUAGUUGGAGUUUGGGUUAUGGAAAUAUUAGUGCCUUUAAUAGAUCUGUUUUCUACCAAAUUUUCUUUUUAGCUCAGCAUUAAAUGUCUCAUCAAUAAUCAGGAAAAUAAGUUGACUUGGAACUAGUAUCAAACACAAAACAAUCUUUAUGGACCUCAGUGAACCAGCCUAGAAGAAUUGAUUUUUGAAGGUGCCAGAGCACCUCCAAGAUGCAGCAUGCCCAGCAUCCAGGUUGUGAAUACCGUUUUACAAGUUUGCUGUUAAUUCCUUAUCUGAUGCAAACUUGAAAUUCUGAUGCGGUUUUCCAGGGUGGUAUUUUUUCAGAGUAUUGAAUUUACUAUGUAGUAAUUUAUAUUAUAGCUUUUUAUAUUAAAAUGUGAUAUUUUUAAAAAAAUUAUCUGGCUCAAUUGGUAUACUGAUAUGAUUAUACAAUAUGGUAAUUUACACCUUGGGCUCACAUUGUGCCAAACUUAAAUGUGCAAGUGUGCAUGAAAAAAAAGCACAUGUGAAUGUGAAUUCUUUAAUUUCUUGCUUAUUAUGUUGAAAUUAGUCUAACAAUCCACUAGUGGAUAUGCUUGAAUAAUGUCUGUUUACUUUAGAAUUUCAAGUUUUCCAGCUUCAGUAAUAAUUCUUAAUUUCUCAAAUCACCUUAAGGAAUAUGGAAAUACCCUUCCAUCUGAAAGUAAAUCUGUCCUUUAGCCCACUUGACAGUGGGAGUGGCCAGGCUGGUGCCUCAUUGGACUCUUCAGAGUAGACUUCCUUGGGUGAACUCGUGAUAACUAGGGGAGAUGAGGCUUUUGAGACUGGACUGGUUAUUAUCUUCUUUACCUUUUUGAACUCAGUUCAUUGUCUCAGCUUCAGGAAGAUUUGUCCCUUUGGGGUACUUUUUAAAAAGACGGCUAACAUGGAAUCUAGGGUAUGGCCUUGGCCUUUAACUAUGGUUUUAAAUAGUGUCAGAGCAACACAGGGCUAUUUUUGGAGACAGAAGACUCAAUGUUAAAUUUUAUAUCGAAAUCAUAUAAAAUUUGAACCAGAGCCCCUAUUUUAAUUGUAUUAUUAUGUCUCAUGAAGAUCUUAAAUGCCUCUAAAAGCGAAUUAAUUUUAUUCCAAAGCAACUUUUUCCUUUCUAGCUUAUGAAGUUCUUUUGAUCUAAAAUCUUGAAUUUUUAUGCUGCAGCAAAUUAAAAUUUUCAAUGAACAAUUACAGAUCUGUACUUAAAAUAGUUCACUGUAUUUAGUGAAAAGUACAUGCACACAUGAAGGUAAGAUUAUUUUAAACUAUAUGGACAAUUUAUCAGGGAAAGCAACAAAUUUCAGUGCAAGUUAUAAAAAUGAUUUGCACUGUGAUAGUAAAAUAAGUUUUUCCAUUUGUUUUAAUGUUGUUUUUUAAGACAUUCUGAAUUGUUUUUCUGGAAAGCAAGACCUUAAACACUUCUCUUUCUCAUAGGACAUUUUUUUUUCCUUUUAAACAAAGAGUUGGUCUUGCACAGAGUAUAUAAAUAGUAUAUGAAAUUUUGUUAAUACCAUUUAAUAGCAAACUGAAAGACUUGUGGCUCUUCUGUUCCGAUCAAGUUUAAGUUACACAAUUUGUGUUGAAGCCAGAAUCUAUCCUAGGUGGCCGUGGUCAUAAACUGUGUUUCCCUACUACAUCCCUCUGGAGACUGAGCAUCAAAUUAGGAAGCCUUUCCUCAGAGCAGUACUGUAAUGUGAAUACGUUUAUCUCAGUCAACACACUUAAAUGCCCACCUGUGUGUGGAAUCUAUUUCACUGCUAAUUUGGCUUAGUUAGCAAUGUCUGCUCAGGUGAGACCUAGAACAAAAGGAGCUGGGGUGAAAUGGAUCAUAGAGGUAGAGAGGUUUAUGUCAAGGCAGAGCCCUGUGAGGAAGGAAAAGUUUAUACAGAACACAUGGGACAUCCAGCAGAGUCUGGCUGUCCUCAGCAUGGUACCUUCUAACAUAAAGGAAACAUUUCCCGCAUGGGAGCUCCUACCUGCAACCAGCCCACCCUUUCCGGCCUGCUUUCUCUUCCUCUAAGUGCCUCAACCUCUACAUAUGCACUCUCCUCCCCUUCCUUCAGCCCAUCUGGGUCUGAACACCUUUCACAAUCCAAAUCAAAUAUCACCAGCCACCUGCUGAAAGUCACCAGCAUUUUCUGAGUUACUCUUGCUCCAUCGAUUAAGAAUAUGGUUUUGUCCCAUCUCCCUCUCCAUCCCUUAACCAAUGUAGCUAUAUACAUUGUGACUAACCUUUGCCCUAGACCCCUUACUAGGUGUUACAUAGCAUCAAGUGUAAUCUUGUGCAGCCCAUGUUGUUCUCCCCUUUCCCAGCUGCCAAAAUGUCUUGCUCUCCUCUACCUCAUCCCCAAAGAGCCUAUAAAUUCAGAGUAUCCAACCUUUUCAUGGAUUCACUCUCUGUUGUUCAGUAAUACUACUUCCAUAUUUUAAAUAAAUCAUAAAAGACUUUUGCCUUCUAUCAAAGUAGGAAUCUUUAUAUUUAUACAUGAUACAGAAAUUGAACUAUUUCUACCAUGCAGAAUUUAGCAGUUUGCAGGAUUUUAAAGUGAUUGAACUGCCAUCUUAACUUGAAUCUAUAUUAGGUUAAUGAAUACUGGUGUUAGUCCAAGUUAUUUGAAUGUAGAGUUAAAAUUCUCUUGCGAUCCAGGUUGACCUGUAUCCUUUCAGUGGAACAGGAAAUAUCUGGCAUACAAACCAAGUGGUGUUUCAGACAUUUGUUUUGUUGGUAUUGCUUGGGCCUUGAAACUCAUUUCUAAUAGGACAUUCAGAUGGUCAGACUAGAUCACAAAAGCCCAUUUAAUUUAUAAUAGAGAUAAAAUAUCACAAAAUUGAGAACAUAAGGGUUUGACCAGACUUACCUGUGUUAGACCAAGCCUCUAACCCUCAUUCCUGUCCUAUUCACAUGAGGGGAAAUGUUCUAUGGGAUGAAAAGAAGGGAAUGCAUUGACUUUGUAGUCUUUGUUCCCCUAGCUGCACUUCAGGUAUGUCCAGAAAGUAUCACUAAGGAAGCGGGAGGGUGCAGAGGGGAAAGGCACAGCCGCUCCUCUCCCACCCGUGUGCACAUCGUGGUGGUCAAGAUGUAAAAGAAUGUCAGGUUUCUAACAUGGGCCAUCUUUAUCUGUAGGCGGUUAUCUGACUUGCAGAUGAACCACCUUGUUUAACAAAGUACAGAUUAUUAUGAUGUAUGGUAGUAUUCGGAUGUUUUCCAUUUCGUUCUUGAACAACCCAACCUGACAGCAGUGUCCAACAAAUGCCUUUAAGGGCCCAGGAGUGAAUCGGUGGCCUAGUUAAGAGAGGAGACUUAAUGGACACUGAAGGGAUGGCUUUUUAUUAAAUCGUGUGUCAUGAACUGUUCAUUAUAGGUUUAACCUAAUUAUGACUGUACCCAGUAGAAGUACAGAAUUGAAAAAGAAAAUAAUGUAGAGAGAAAAAGAGAAUGAAUACCUGAUUCUUUUGAAUGCUUGUGGGAAUCUAUGAAAUAAUGCAGUAUACACCAUAAAAUAGCCUUUAGAACAAAUGUCCCAUGUUACAGUUCUUAGGACAACAUCAAACAUUAGUAUAUCUAAAUAUAAUAAGUAUAAUUUUUGGUAUGUAAAUUUUGCUAAAACAGUCUAUUUUCUUGCACCCCUCAAGUUAACCUCUUUUAAAAAAUGAAUGUAUAAUUUCUACAGAAAGACUAUUUAAGAGGGAAAGAGAAUCUCUGGUCUUUAAUGUUAAAAUAUUGUUCAUGAAUCCUGAUCAGUGAAGUGCAGACAUUAUGGUACAGAGUAAAGUUAAUUAUACAUCUUUCUUAUAUUAACCAGUUUUUGCAAAAUUUUGAGUAGCUCUCCCAAGUCUGAUAAAGAAGGAUUAAAAAGUAAAGGAAAAAUAUCAGUUGGGUGGCCAAGAAAUUUCCUUUGUAAUGUAGUGAGAUUUUUUUUUUUCCUUUCUGAUUUCCUCGGGUUCUCUAAAUUAAAAGUUAAAAGUUAAAUGACACCCUGUUUGCCAAGGAAAGUGAUUCUAAACUCUAGUGCAAAUAUUUCCUUUGCAUUCACAUCUUUUCUAAAGAGAAAAUAAGAUUUUCCCCUUCCUCUUUCUCGCCACACUUAACUCUAUUCAACCUGAAAUAACACAAACGUGGAAAGCAAACCACAAGCCAAUCUGGCGAACUUCUCAAUGCUGAUAGACUAGGCACAUGUGCAUGCACAGUCUGAUCAAGGUGAGAAGAACCCUGUCAGGUCAACUUGGAACAUGUCCUUGCUACUCACAUUAGCUCCUUUGAAUCUGAAAAUAACUUUCCUGGUCAUGGAAGAACUGGAUGUAUCCUUUAACUUAUGAAAUAGGAUUUGAACUUGAAAACUUGUUUGUGUUUUUUUUUAAUCCUGAUUUUGCAGGCAGCUACAUGAUGAAUGUAUAUAUUAAGACUUUGUAGCUGAAUUGCACAUGAAAUCAGAUUGCCAACUUCUUGAAUUUCACUUUUAGACAUCAUUUUACCCUUAAGUUGUGAGCGAUAUAUGUAGCAUGCUGUGAAAUGUCUAUUAUAGUUCUUUAAUUCAUCAGUAUUACAGAAUUAUCUUUUGCGUUCUUUGGUACUUUUUAUUCAAUGUAAUCAGAAGCUGUGAUGUUUUGCCUUUGUAGUCCUGUGCUUUGUUACUGUAACUGUUUUUACGAAGCACGUGACUUUGGACUAAUGUAAGGCAGAUGACGUGAUCUUUAAGACUGCUAUAUAUAUCAGUCUCUUACUCUAUAAGAUUUUAAAUUAGAAUAAGCUUUUAUCAAAUAGAUCAUUGAUGCAAUUUAGGAUUCACACAAGUUUCAGUGUCAAAAUAUGGUCUUAUAUUUAUAGUUUCAAUUCUGAAAAUAGGAAACUUAAUAAACAGCCACUUUAAACUUGUUCUGGCAAACCAGACCCUGCUGUAGCUAUAGUCUGAAGUAGUUAACCAUAUAAGCCUCUUCAAUUCUUGAUGCCCUCCACAUGAGUCAGCAGUUAAGGAGCUUACAGAACCCAUGAAAGCUUUUUGUAUGUAUAACUAGGUUUUAUUUUUCUUAUGUUGCUGAUUUUACAAUUCUGACUAAAGCUGACCUGACUGGAUCAGUUUAUGUGUAAUAUUCUAGUGCUUUAAUGCCUCUUUUUUUUUUUUUUUUUUGGAGGGUUGGGUAAUAUUAUUUGAACAGAUGCAGAAGGAACUGUUAGUGAGUCAAGACAAACACAUUUGAAAUAAAGGAACUGUGUGUAUUAACAUGUUAACAACAAUUCAUAACUGCACUUUUUAUGACAUUUUGAAAAUCUAUUUAUAGGUACAGAACAAUGGGUUUUGUUAAACUGUAUCACAUUUAUACUUGCAGAAAUUUAUUUCAUUGUUCUUAGUAGGAAUUUUAUUGGUUCAAUAAAAUUGGCAAAACCGA
Molecule: messenger RNA, 9306 nt
Organism: Lepus europaeus (European hare)
Lineage: Eukaryota; Metazoa; Chordata; Mammalia; Lagomorpha; Leporidae
Gene: SESN3
Product: sestrin 3
Exons: 11
Coding region: 124-1542 (472 amino acids)
Biological process (GO): positive regulation of macroautophagy; cellular response to L-leucine; negative regulation of TORC1 signaling
Cellular component (GO): nucleus
Molecular function (GO): L-leucine binding; oxidoreductase activity, acting on peroxide as acceptor
Source: RefSeq, a predicted model, not a curated record